AUGGGACAAGCAGCUCUGAAAUCUCACAUGAGUAGUGAAAAACAUGUCAGUUUGAUGAAGUCAAUGGAAGGACAGAUAAUGGCAGUGUCUUCAAAUGUUGGUGGCGGUGACAAUCCCUUCCAAUCAAAACCUAGUUUACCGCCGAUGAAUUCUCUUCAAAGCAGUAAUUGGUAUUUUUAUAGUCAAGAAAUAAAAGAUUAUCUGUUGGCUUGUGGAUAUGUGGGAUUGGCAGUUAAGGUUGAUAUAGAUAACAGUUUGAGGGUAGGCAGGGAGGAAUCCUGCGGGGGCUCAUCGUUCCUGUCCUGCCGAGAUGGAUUGAUUGUCAAUCUUACACUGAGUGUUACGGCUAAAGUUAUAGAAACAAUAGAGAGACUUUUAGUUAUAUUCUAAGAAAGAAAGAGAAAGAAUGAAUGAAAGGAGAGAUUGCUCAAGAUGUUGGAUUGUAUUGAUAACGCGUCAUGACAUUUUAGAUCGUUUUGAUUACGAAACGAGUAAAAUAAUGCUAUAUUUUUUUCAACAUUUCUAUCAAGGUCACAGUGACAAAAGGAAGUAUCCGCCCUGUCUUGGAGAUCUGUACAUGGAAAUCAUAAUGUAAGAGAUUUGUCUGCUGCCCUGAUUGUGUGGAAUCAUCAUGCAGCAAUAAUGUUACAUUAAAAUGUUCUCAGUUACAUUGGCUAUAUCUUUCACUGUUAUAAUUGUGGUAAUUUUACUAAUGAAAUAAAUUAUUUUAUCUAA
Messenger RNA from Lottia gigantea (owl limpet), 735 nucleotides. RefSeq lists its product as hypothetical. NCBI's taxonomy places the organism in Eukaryota, Metazoa, Mollusca, Gastropoda, Lottiidae. The coding region runs from base 1 to 390 and encodes 129 amino acids. The record is from RefSeq and is a predicted model, not a curated record. The transcript has 4 exons.